ACCAUGUGGGGCUCCGCCCCGAAUGGUUCCCCCGCAGCAUCGAAGAUCCUUGCCUGAGCCCAUACAUUCCGUACAUGCACCCAUUGCACCAUGGAGAACAUUUCACCGUCCUGAUCCUGGUCUACAGCUGACCGGUUUCUCAUAAGAACUGGUACAAAUUUUUAGCUAAAAUAGCCCUUACCGCGAAAUUGAAAAAGGAUCCCUAAAUCAGUCUCCUGGAAUCAGAUAAAGUGGACAUCAAUAUUGUCAUCAAAUUCUUGUCCACCAAUGUCGUCGAACAAGCGUCAUCACAAAGAGAAGAUAGCUCGUCGUAUAAACAAAGAGGAGAAGGCGGAAGAGCCUGAGCUGCCGAAGUACAGAGACCGAGCCAAAGAGCGGAGGGACGAUCAAAAUCCGGAUUAUGAAAUUUCUGAAUUGACGUCUUUCCAUGCUGUUGCUCCCCCGGGAACUGGGGAUCUUGGGUCUGCCUAUGCUCAAAAGAUAUCUAUAGAGAAGAGUAAAUAUCUUGGAGGUGAUGUGGAGCACACUCAUCUGGUGAAAGGGUUAGAUUAUGCUUUACUUAACAAAGUGCGAAGUGAAAUCGACAAAAAGCCUGAUAUCGGAGAAGAAGCUAAUGGAAAAGCGACAAGAUCCAAGGAAGACCAACCUGUGUCAUUCCGCACUGCAACAGGAAAGUCAGUUUAUCAGUGGAUCGUCAAGCCCCAAACUGUUAUCAAGACCAAUGAAAUGUUCCUUCCUGGACGAAUGGCUUUCAUUUACAACAUGGAAAGUGGGUUUUCUCAUGAUAUUCCAACCACUCUGCACCGAAGUAAAGCUGAUUGUCCUGUUCCCGAGGAAAUGGUUACGGUUAGCGUUGAUGGUUCUGUUUUAGAUCGAAUUGCUAAGAUUAUGUCAUAUCUUCGUCUUGGAUCAUCAGGGAAGGUUCUGAAGAAGAAGAAGAAGAAAGAAAAGGAUGGAAGAGGAAAGCUAUCAAUUGUGAAUGGGUUCGAUGAAGAUGAGAGCGUGUUGAAGUCUGAAAUACUGAAGAAUCAAAACGUAGGAGAAACCCUGCCACCACCUCCCAAAAAGAAUUAUCCUGAUUCAAAAGAGAAACCGGGACCAACUGCUGUGAGGAAAGAAGAGGAAGAUAUAUUCGUGGGGGAUGGUAUCGAUUAUUCCAUUCCCAGUAAGGAUAUGAGCCAAAGCCCAAUUUCGGAGGAUAUGGAAGAAUCUCCUCACAAUAAAGAGAGGACUUCCUAUUUCAAUGAACCUGCCUAUGGCCCAGCUCCAACCACCGAGCCAUCUCAUGGUUGGCAACAAGUGAAUGGUUAUGACGCUUUGCAAGCACAAGCAUUAGCUGGUGGUUAUCAGGGAGAGUGGCAAGACUACCAAUAUGCUGAGCAACUUUCAUAUCCGGAGCAAUAUCUACAGCAAGACAUUCAGGCAUACGAUAUGCAAACUGGUUUAAAUGUUCAGCAGGACCCACGAUUCAUGACUCAAGAAGAGAAGGACAGGGGCUUAGGAUCGGUGUUCAAGAGGGAUGAUAACAGGCUUCAGCAAUUAAGGGAGAAAGACUCUAGGGAAAAGGAUCCCAAUUUCAUAUCUGAUAGUUACUCCGAAUGCUAUCCUGGAUACCAAGAAUAUAACCGGGAGAUUGUAGACAGCGACGAUGAAGCUGAUUUGACAAAAAUGGAUAUGGGUGGACGAGCCAAGGGACGCCUUCAUCGGUGGGACUUUGAAACAGAGGACGAGUGGGCAAAAUACAAUGAGCAAAAGGAAGCGAUGCCAAAAGCUGCAUUCCAGUUUGGUGUGAAGAUGCAAGAUGGUCGCAAGACGCGAAAACAGAACAGAGAACAGAAACUUUCUAACGAUCUUCACAAGAUUAACCAAAUACUGGCCAAAAAGAAGGAGAAGGGUGACAAAUUUGAUGAUAGCAGAAUAUAUGAUGAUGAGUCACAUCCAGGAAAGAAACUGCGUGUCUGAUGGAGUUCACCGUUUUCAUUUUUCCUUUUCUUGCUUUUAUUUGUAGCGUCAUACGUUGUUACUGCUCCAGAAUUUGAACUGGACAUGUCACAAUCUUAUUUCUUUUGUUACUUCGUGAAAUUAUGGUCUCUCUCGUGUGCGCAAAAUUCUCCUAAAAAUAAAGAUCCUUUUGGUACACUGUA
Molecule: messenger RNA, 2144 nt
Organism: Olea europaea var. sylvestris
Lineage: Eukaryota; Viridiplantae; Streptophyta; Magnoliopsida; Lamiales; Oleaceae
Product: suppressor of mec-8 and unc-52 protein homolog 2-like
Exons: 11
Coding region: 268-1962 (564 amino acids)
Biological process (GO): mRNA splicing, via spliceosome
Cellular component (GO): nucleus
Source: RefSeq, a predicted model, not a curated record